Lepus europaeus (European hare) is the source of this 6766-nucleotide messenger RNA. RefSeq names its product tubulin polyglutamylase complex subunit 2 (gene TPGS2). The transcript has 7 exons. Gene Ontology annotation, biological process: protein polyglutamylation. The record is from RefSeq and is a predicted model, not a curated record. The coding region runs from base 366 to 1106 and encodes 246 amino acids. Lineage: Eukaryota; Metazoa; Chordata; Mammalia; Lagomorpha; Leporidae.
GUUUUCUAUGCUGUUGCUGACUUGAAGAUGGAUGGGAACACAUGACAAGCAAUGCAAGUUGGCCUCUGAAACCUGAGAGUGACCCCAGCUGUCAGCAAGCAAAGAAAUGGAGAGAACAGUCCUACAACAGCAAGGAUUUGCCUUGUUGGUAACUAGAAUGAACCCGGAAGAUGACCCCAAGUUCCAGAUGAGAAUACAAUAGCUGACAGCUGAGCAGUUGGCACACCUGGUAUAAGGAUAGCUUGGUAACGGGAGCAGCCCAGUCAGCGUGAGCAGAGCCCAGUCAUGCUAUGCCUGACUUCUGAGAAUCUUCUCCAGGUGUGACAGAGGUGGCCAUCAUAGAAAAAGCACCUGCUGAACGUCAUAUGAUUUCUUCAUGGGAGCAAAAAAAUGACUGUGUGAUGCCUGAGGAUGUGAAGAACUUUUACCUGAUGACCAAUGGCUUCCACAUGACAUGGAGUGUGAAGCUGGAUGAUAACAUCAUUCCACUGGGCAGCAUGACAAUUAACAGCAUCUCAAAACUGACUCAGCUUAACCAGUCUUCCAUGUAUUCACUUCCUAACGCACCAACUCUGGCAGACCUGGAGGACGAUACACAUGAAGGCAGUGAGGACCAGCCAGAGAAGCCUCACUUUGAUUCUCGCAAUGUGAUAUUUGAGCUGGACUCAUGCAAUGGGAAUGGGAAGGUUUGCCUUGUCUACAAAACUGGGAAACCAGCAUCAGCCCAAGACACUGAGAUCUGGUUCCUGGACAGAGCAUUAUACUGGCAUUUUCUCACUGAUACCUUUACCGCCUAUUAUCGCCUGCUCAUCACCCACCUGGGCCUGCCCCAGUGGCAGUAUGCCUUCACCAGCUAUGGUAUCAGCCCUCAGGCCAAGCAAUGGUUCAACAUGUAUAAACCCAUCACCUACAACACAAACCUGCUCACAGAAGAGACUGACUGCUUUGUGAACAAGCUGGAUCCCAGUAAAGUGUUUAAAAGCAAGAACAAGAUCAUAACCCCCAAAAAGAAAGGGCCUGUGCAGCCUACAGGAGGCCAGAAAGGGGCCUCUGGUUCUUCCACCUCUAAAUCCUCUUCUGGCUCUGGAAACUCCAUCCGGAAAUGAGCACUUCACCUCCUCACCACAACGAUUUCUGUGCUCAGAUGGCCCCAGGCUCACUCUGUAUGUGUGGAACUGCAGACCUUCUCCCAUUUGAAUGAGCAAAACCCUAGGCCUCUUCCCCCCACUGGCAUUAGCUAGGAGUUGGAAGGACAUACUGAAGUCUCCCCCAGUCCUUCCCUCACCCCUCCUCAUUGCAGGUGUGCCAUUCCCUGCCUUUCUAAGCUGUGGGGAUUUCCAGAUCUUUAUAAGUGGCCAAAUAAAGCUACUGAGAGCUUUCCUGUCUUUCUAAACCCAACCCUCAGUGAUUAGAGAAGUUGCCAAAGAAAUCCAUGGUUUUGACCCAUGAAGUGUGAUGGCUGCACUGUUCAGUCGGUAGCCACUUGUUAUUAUAUGUGGCUACUUACACUUGCAUUACAGUCAUGUCCUCUGUUGCAUUAGCCACAUUUCAAGUACUCAUGUGGCUAAAAGAGUCCAUAAUGGACAGUACAGAGGUAGAUUUCCACCAUCACAGAAAGCUCUUUUGAACGGCACUAUAUUAGAAUAUUUUCAUUCUGUUUUUCCUUAGAUGAAUUCAUUUUUAUUAGAUAAUAUUGACACCUUACUUCGAUGGGCCAUGUAUUCCUUACAUCCUUUAUCCCAAAAGUAGCUCACUCUGCUCAUUUCCUUUUCCAUUUCCCAUAAAGUUUGUCUUCCUCAACUGUUUCCUUCUUGCUUCAGUUUUACAUUGCAGGGUUGCUCAUUUACCAAAAUUAUCUUAAGUAGAGGUAUACUUCUGCUGUACUUUAUUCUAGCCACAAAAAAUCUCAAAGUAGCUGUGCAGGUUUCCUCAUGCUUUUGAUGAAACCAGUCACUGUGACAAAAGCUUCUCCUGGUCCUGCCUAAUGACAGAGCUGAAUUGUGCAGCCCCACGCUGUGUGGUCCCGACAUCUUGAAACAGACCAUCCUCUGCCUAGAAUAUGCUGGGAUUCCAAGAGUUCCUUUGUAGUUAAAUUGCAUGUAAUCCAGAAAUAAUUUUUUCUAAGACUCAUAGGGAUACCCACUAGACUUCUAGCCAGCCUAUAUAUGAAGAUAGAAAGUUCAUGGAAGAUGGAAUUAAAAAUUUAUUUUGGCACAAAAGUUUUUAAAUCAAUGCAUCAUUUUCAUACUAUUUUUUUUUUUUUUCAUGACAUGUUGAGGAUCCCUCAUAUGCUUGAUACUUAAGUCUGAACUUACCUACUACAUCUACUGGAACUUCUAUAGAGAGGGUUGCUCGGGUUUUCAAUUAGGAGUGUCUGUUUCCACACUCCACAGCCCUGGCAGUAGGCUGAAGCAAGGCCUUCUCUCUGCUUCCCAGCAGGGAAAUUAAGGCCUAUUUGUGACUUGCUCAGCCCCAGGGUCCUUGGUGACUGUUUUUGCACAAAGACCCAGAGUUUGGAGGACAAAGAUUUUUGAAGAGUAAGGGCCAAAGGUCCAUACCAUCUGCACCUUCAAUCCUAGCUGGAUUGCCCUCUCCUUUCUGACUGCUCUCUACCUCUGUGAUGGUCAGGCUCCAUUCCUUUGCACUCACUGCUCUUCUCUGCCAGCUCAUCCAGUGUUUCUUUUCCAUGACCACUGGGAGACUAAAAGCAGUCCCUAGGGUUCACCUGCACUUCUGCUCUGAAACUGUUUUGAGUACUUACGGAGUUUUAGAUUUUUUGACUGUUCACUACAGUGAUAAAUUCAUGGAAAACAGCCUUCAAUCCUCCUUCCACCCACCACUCUCUACAACCCAUAGGGAAACCAAGACAAAUAGUUGGCUUUCAGUAAUCAGGGUGGACUCCAGCUGGUUACUUUGCCAUUUUUGUAUAGUGGUCAAAAGUCUGGCAGUAUAAAAUGAGCUUCCUGUUAAUAGCUGAUUCAGUUGCUUUAAAAAUCUACAUGGAUCAAUUUUGCCAAUUCAUUUCUAAAGGAAGGUAUUUAAAAUAGCAAUAAUUCUUACCCUAUCUAUCCUCAAACUAUUUUCAAUUGAGCCUAGUCAUUUCAAAAUUUUUGUCUUUUUAUUUAUGACUUAACUACGUCAAAACUUUCCUAACUUAGACAUGUUGGCCAUUCUAACUUAUUUGCUUAGUACUACACUUUCAGCGUUGAUAAGUGUAGAAUUCAUAGAGUGGCAACAAGGGAUAGAGAGGCACCAAGUUGUCAAGGACAACAGCUGGAGUUUAGUCUUCAUGAAGUAUUUUUCUGGCCAUAACUGAUCAAAGGGAAAACUAGCAGUACCAGGUAAGAAAUUCCAACAUUUGCUUCUCUAAGAUAAGGUUAGCAGGGGACAGAGAAGUCAUUUCAUCUUCUGAUGUGGCAGGUGCACCUGCUUUAGGACUAUGGAGCCCUUGUAUUACCUCUUAAGUCUGUCGAUCCAGUUCUAGAUUCCGUGAGUGAAGCAGCAGCAGAACCAGGAGACCAGUGGUGCCCUUCACAUCAGUGGCCAUCAGAGUCCUCAAAAAGCUGGCAAAAGAAGGGGUUAUGAGGAGGAAGGGCUGAAGACCAGCCCUAGAAGGAGAACAGUUAAAGUGGGGCUGGCUAUGUAAUAUGCAGAACCUGGUACAAAAUGAAGAUGUGAGGCCUCUUGUUUAAGAAUCAGGAAAACUAUUUAAACUACUGAACUAUGUUUUUCCUUUCUUCCAGGGUCUUACUUAGAAUGGUGUUUUGUUUUGUUUUGUUUUGUUUUGUUUUGUUUUGUUUUGUUUUGCUACAUGACAGUAUUUCAAGCAAAAACAAUUUCAAGUUAUUAGCAUGCAUUAUACUAUCCAUACUUACAUUGUACAUUGACAGUUUGGGUCAGUGAUGUAGACAAUGGUGGCCCUAUUACAUUUAUAUUGCCUAAAGAUGUCAGCCAUCUUAGUUUAAAUGUACUCUAAUGUUCACAAAACAAAACCUAGUGACAUUUUUGAGAACUCAACCCUAUCAUUAAGUGAUGCCUAAUUUAUAAAAGCAUUUAACACAUGUAAAAUCGCCCAAAUUAAAUUUGUGUUUCAUUAACAUUCUUGCCAAAACACUGGAAAAACUGCACGAAACUAGAUCAGAUGUUGUUUCAUGUCUCCAUGUGUGCACAUCCUGUCAAUGUCCACAUUCAGCUUACUGAUAAGAAGGGACUGAGGAAAAGGCAGGGCUGCCCUGUUUUCCUUGUCUUCUGUUUCUUAGAAUACGUUGCCUUCUGUCUUCAAAGCAAGUCUGGUUCAAAUGGUAAAUAAGCACGGCCCCUUGUUGCUAUCAGUACCCCUGCUUGCUCAGUUGUAGACAUUUAUCUGUACUCACUAUGAGUCUGUGAACUCUGUAGCAUUGAUGGGUCCACUUCAUGGGCAUCAUGAAGGCUAAAUAGGGUAGUGGAGAAUAGUGGACCACAUUGUAUAAAUCUCCACGCCCACGUGCUCCACAAGCCUGUCAGGCUUCACUUCAAAAACACAAGUUCACAGAUGAAUAAAGAAUUUCAAACCAGUGACAGAAGAGAAGUAAAGCAAACGGAAGGCCUCUGAAUGUGGGGUCCUGUGUGACUACAUAGGGCACCCAGCCAAGAUGCCAGCCUUGGAGAAUGAGGGAGGAGUAGGACUUGUCACAAAAAGACUUUGUAACAUUGAGGCUAAGUGGGUUAACUGGGGAAAAACCACUCGAGGCUUAUGUUCUGAGACUAAAGCCAUGGACACAGCAGUGGACUCUACUAUGAAUCAGCUGCCCAGGAAAGACUACACCAGAGUCACAAAAUGGGAACUGUGGAAUGUCACAUGAUGCACAAAUAAGACAGCUAAGGCUAUGCAUACAGCGCCACAUCAUUGUGCUGCUUGCAGGGAAGUAACCAGGCCAGGGAUAGGAAUAAAAAGGGGCACUUGGCACAAUAACUCAUGGAGUCUGCUCUUAAAGCUGUCCUCCCCAAAUGUGAACAUGCACUGGUGUCAUCAGAAUCGUGUGUGAAAAGGUAUUCAGAUUCCUCUCCAGACCUAAUCAAUCAAAAGUUAGCCCCCUCCUUCCCUCUCUACUUCCUUUUUGCUGUGAUCCCUAACUUUGUUUCUAGCCAUUACCUUUCUACACAGUCCAUCUGGCUCUGCUCUCCUGAACUCAUCACUUUCCUCCACCUGUGGUCCAGCUUCCAUCUACCUCCCCAUCAGAGCUCUGAGCAUCCCACAAGGAAGUCCCUCUUGGGGGUUGAAUGCUUCACUCCAGUACCACUCCACUAACUUCUGGUCAUUUUGACUUUUCUCCUCUAUGUCUUCAAUGGUGGUUGAUGGGGAUUUUGUGUGAUUAUGGGAAGCCAUGCUACUGGGUACAGAACUGCAUGAACUAUUAACAGAUUCAACUUAAAACAUAAUUUUGUGCUAAAUCAAGAGCUGCCUCAUACUUUAGGAAAGACAGUAGGAUACAGACAGCCAAGCAAAAUUAACUGAAAAGAUUAUGAAAAUUUUCAAUUUAAAUGUUUACACAGAUUGUGAAAAGACAAUUACUCUUUUACAGACAGGAAAGCUUAGUUCAACUCACAGACCAUCUCUGUCAGAAAACUCCGCCAUGGUAAAAUAUGUUGCCAAUGUUCCAGUGUUUUGGCAUCUAAACAUUAUCUCCCAGACUACCUCCUGCCAAUCACUGGCUGUGGCUCAACCUUUUAACAAACAAUGCACCUUAAUCUAUGGUUCUGGAAAUGAGAGCUUUUUAAGUACAUGUCCAAAUGUUCCCUAAAGCACGUAGCACCCAGGCCUUAUCCAAUGCCCACCAUUAGUAAGUGUAGCAAGCAAAAUGAAUGAGCCCAUCAAACUAGAUGUGUUCAAUAUGCAACAACUAGUGUCUCAUGGAUAAAACCUGUCAUGAGCAGGCCUGCCAGGUGAUGAGUGAAAUGCAACCAUCCAGGGACUCACAUAUUAAAGAGGAACACAAGAAAAGUUUUACUGCAAAAUGGAUCCAGCUGCUAUUGGAGGUAUCUGCUCUGCCCCAGAGAGUAACACAAUCACAGGGUUGUGCCCACAGAUCUGAUUGUCCUUGGCUGGGGAGACAGUGCAGCUAGGUGGGAUAUGUCACAAGAGACACCGAAUUCUAGUUUGAAGACCAGAAUUCAAUUCCCAAAGCGGAGAAAACAUAGGUAAACGUGGACACUCAAGGAGUCCUUCAAAAGGUUUGUGAAAAACAGAGUAAAAUAUUUACGUUCAAAGUUGAAUUGAUGCAUAGUUUUUUAAAUAAGACCUGCAAUGUCCAGUACAGUAGCCACAAGAUCAUAUUUAAAAUUCCAUUCCUCAGUCUCUAGCCACACUCCAAGUGUCCAGUAAUUGACAUGCGUAAUGGUUACUGUGUUGGAUAGUGCACACAGAGAACACUUGCAUCAUCUCAGGGGGUUUCAUUGGGCAGUCUUGUAUUAGACCAGGCAUGGGGGUCGGCGCUGUGGCAUAGCCAGUAAAGCCGUCGCCUGCAGUGCCGGCCUCCCAUGUGGGCACUGGUUUGAGACCCGGCUGUGCCAUUUCCAAUCCAGCUCUUUGCUAUGGCCUGGGAAAGCAGUGGAAGAUGGCCCAAAUCCUUGGGCCCCUGCACCCACGUGGGAGACCCGGAAAAAGCUCCUGGCUUCAGAUCAGCACGGCUCCAGCCGUGGCAGCCAACUGGGGAUUGAACUCUCUCACUCUCCCACUCUCUCUCUCUCUUUCUGUGUAACUUUCAAGUAAAAUAAAUAAAUCUAUUAA